AUGAUAUCGGACACGGCUGCACCAUCGAGUCAGCAUGAAAUUUUGAUGGCAUCGGAGCUUAUCAAAAAGCCAUCAACAUCUCAAAAUAAAACGCCGGCAGCCCAAUCUAGUUCGAGCAACAAUGAAGUUGCCGAUAAUGUACCGCUGAAUUACCAUCAUCAUCACCAUCGACAUUUGUGGUGGCCAAGAUCAAUAGAUCACCAUUAUUGGUGUGUCCUGAGGAAAAAUCAGUUUUCUUAUUAUAAAACCCGAGAUGAGAGAGAGGCUAUAAGUGUCAUACCGAGGUUCGAAAUACUUAAUUUCAAGAUGAGUGAGCUUGAUGGAAUACUAACUAUUUACACUCCAUCCAAGGAUUUAAUAUUCAAAUUUCCCCGGGGGCAAAGCGAGAACAUCGACAGGGAACUGAUGCACGAUUGGAAAAUUGCCCUUGAGAAAUUUCUGUCUAGCCCUGGUGGCAACGAAAGUGUCACUACGGGUAGUGAUUAUGACGAGGACGAAGAUGAGGAUGAUUUAAUUGUAGUUGAUGAAAAGGCGGGCCCUUCUACCAGUAAAUGUUCUUGUAAUUUGACAAUGGAUGAGCAACUGUCCCGUGAAGACAAAGAGUUUUAUAGGAUGUUCGAUCCUAGAAACGCAGAGCACCAAGUUUGUUCUGGUAUUCUUUACACUAGAGUGAAAAAGAAGAAGCUGUUCAAUAGGGCCAAGUGGCAAAAGUUCAAUGUAGAAUUGACCAAUACUUCAUUCAAUCUGUAUUCUUUCAAGACCGGAAAGUUAAAAAAAAGCAUUAAAUUGGAUAAAAUCAUUGAUUGUAUUGAACUCGAUAAUAACUCUAAGAUUAAGAGUGAUGAUACUAAUUUUGCGUUGAUUACAUUUGACGAAAGGCUAUCUUUCAAGGCCGCUAACGAUCAAGAUAUGGUGGAUUGGAUAAUAAAUUUCAAGAGUAGCAUCUUAAUAAGAAAAAAAAUUAAAAGUUAA
Molecule: messenger RNA, 972 nt
Organism: Saccharomyces mikatae IFO 1815
Lineage: Eukaryota; Fungi; Ascomycota; Saccharomycetes; Saccharomycetales; Saccharomycetaceae
Gene: OPY1
Product: Opy1p
Exons: 1
Coding region: 1-972 (323 amino acids)
Source: RefSeq, a predicted model, not a curated record